This is a messenger RNA of Hylaeus volcanicus, 15242 nucleotides long. It is a transcript of the gene Nckx30C, whose product is annotated as sodium/potassium/calcium exchanger Nckx30C. Gene Ontology annotation, cellular component: membrane. Lineage: Eukaryota; Metazoa; Arthropoda; Insecta; Hymenoptera; Colletidae. Bases 1162 to 3252 code for a protein of 696 amino acids. The record is from RefSeq and is a predicted model, not a curated record. The transcript is spliced from 7 exons. Gene Ontology annotation, biological process: intracellular calcium ion homeostasis; calcium ion transmembrane transport. Gene Ontology annotation, molecular function: calcium channel activity; calcium, potassium:sodium antiporter activity.
GGACGAGAGGGGAAACGUUGAAGUUCGAGGGUAGGGGGUAGCGGUUCGGUUGGUGGGAGAAGGAACAGCAGGAGGGAGAUGAGAGGAACGGUGGUGAGAGGAACGGAACGGAACAGGGUUGUUCCAGUGUGCAGCGGGCGGGCAUCGCGGCGGGGGCGCCGUUCUGCUGCUCCUGUAUAUCCAUUCAGGGUUAUAUGCACCAUCCACCGCAUCCUAGCGACCACGACGGCGACGACGACGACGACGACGACGACGACGACGACGACGACGACGACAACGACGACGACGACGGCGACGACGACGCCGCCGGGAAGCAGGAAAAGGAAGGAAAGGGGGAUAUUUGGCGAUAUCGCGAUCGCGUAGAAGAACGGAGCGACUGCGACUCUUCCUCGCGCUAAACGACAGGAUCCAACGUUAGUAACGGUAGUACAGUAGAGAUCGUAGUACGCGCCACGAACGUUUUAUCUCGGUAUCGCGAAUCACAGUGACGUUGCUCUUCGGUUUUUCGGGGGGAGGGAGGAACGUCUGAGAAGGGAAACGAAGGACGCUGAUAACAACGAGGGUGUUCGGCGAAGAAAGCAGAGCCGAACGAAGCCGACAGGGGACAGAGACUGCGCGGGCAUCGCUGGGGAAAGAGCAGUCGGAAGACAACAAGAGGAGACAGAAAGGAGAAAACAAAGGAGAACGCGCGGAGAAAGGGGGCGGGGAAAACGGAGAAAGCUAGACCGCAGGCAGCGGUCUAAGGUAGGCAGAGCGAACCCCGACGGUGAAAAGAGGGUGGAACAUAAUAGAGAGACUGGAAAAGUAGUGAAAGGGUAGGUCCACUCGUCGGAGGGAGCCAUCGAAGGCGGAGGAGCAUGCGAGAGCAGCUCCUCGGUGUUCCAACAUGACCCAGCCUUAGUAGGGUACCUCUGCUGGCGUACACCCUCCGCGCCGCGACACGAUACGACACGCAGAAGGAGGUGGUGGAGGAGGCGGAGGUGGUGGCGGUGGUGGAGAAGGAGGAGACGGCGACGGUGGCCAGAGAAGAAGUGGAGGCGGGGGAGGUGGACGGAGAAGAAGAAGACGAAGGAGAAGGUGGAGGAGGACGGAGGGCUCGCUAACGACGGCGAACGUCCUCGAGGGUGCGAUACACCAGCACCAGCAACACUACCGACGACGAUGAUCGUGACAGGCGGCGAACGGCGUACAUGCUGGAGGAGGAGGCGCCGCGUGGCGGUCGCGACAUUUGCUUCGGCCUUCCUGGUACUGGUGAUCGGUCCUGCCAUGGGCCACAGGCCGGCCCCGAACAAUCCGAUCGCUCUCCAGACCAGCACCAGCACUACGCCUUGGUCCGUCUACUCGGCGAACGGUACCAUCCUAUCGAGUCCCAACAAUGAAUUCGAUCAGGACGCCGACGACGGCUACAACGCCAGCAUUCAUCAUCACCAUCACAAGAAGGUCGGAGGCAACAUGACCGAGGAGAAGGCGCCCCUCUUUCCCGAAGAUCUCUUCACCGUCCAAGAACGGCGUCGCGGUGCUGUGAUAUUUCACGUAAUCGGUGUGGUGUACAUGUUCGUCGCAUUGGCGAUCGUCUGCGACGAGUUCUUUGUCCCGUCGUUGGACGUGAUCAUCGAGAAACUCGAGAUCGCCGACGACGUCGCGGGUGCUACCUUCAUGGCUGCCGGCGGCUCGGCCCCCGAACUGUUCACAUCGAUAAUCGGCGUGUUCGUGUCGUUCGACGACGUCGGUAUCGGCACCAUUGUCGGUUCCGCCGUCUUCAAUAUCCUCUUCGUGAUUGGCAUGUGCGCAAUAUUCUCGCGUACGGUGCUUUCCCUCACAUGGUGGCCCCUGUUCCGCGACUGCUCCUUUUAUAGCAUCAGCCUGAUCACGUUGAUCUACUUCUUCCGCGAUAAUUAUAUUCACUGGUACGAGGCGCUCGUGCUAUUCGGAUUCUAUUUGGCGUACGUGAGCUUCAUGAAAUGGAACCAACCGAUGGAGAAACUCGCCAAGAGAGUGAUCUACAGAAACAAGGUGACCAGGGUGAGGUCUACCGAUCAGCUGAUGCCCUCGCACCAGAGCGCCGCCCAGGCAUUGCAGCAUCCGAACGCGACGAACAGUAGCGAGACGAGCGUGGGUGGCGUGUCGGGUGCAUGCGGAAGCAGCGGCAUACCGGCGGGUGGAGAGGCCGGGUGCAGCAGCAGAGGUGGCAGCAGCAGUGGUGCUGGUGGCACGGCAGGACAGGGCUGCGAGCAGGGAGCCCACGGUGGCCCCUCGUCUCAUUCCAGGGAGAGCCACGCCAAGUUCAGGCACGGCCUGCUACAGCUUAUGAUCCACACGAUCGAUCCGCUCCACGACGGUCAGUCCCGCGCCGGCAAAGUGGACGAGAAAGCGACGCAGCUGCACGCGAUAGCCUCGCUGAAGGCGUUGUUGGACGCCACCAGGCCGCACAACGGCGCCGCGACGUCGACCGCUGCCCAUUACUCCGGCGCUGCAUCGAAAGAGACCACUCUCCAGCUGCAACAAGGCUCCCAGGGCACCACGACCACCACCACGACGACGACCACCGCUGGCACCACCGCUGGCAUCCAGGAACUCCCCAACGGUGGUAUAGCAGCUGGUCUCGACGCGGGCCUCGAAUCGGGAGAGGAGGAUGAACCUCCAGAGGCCUUGGACAUGGGCUGGCCCAGCAGUCCCAGGAAGAGACUAACUUACAUUUUGGUAGCGCCGAUCCUCUUCCCUCUGUGGUUGACGUUACCGGACACGAGGACACCCAGAGGGAAGAAGCUCUUCGCGGUGACGUUCAUCGGGUCGAUCUUCUGGAUAGCGGCGUACUCGUACCUGAUGGUCUGGUGGGCGAACGUGGCCGGCGACACGGUUCGUAUACCGCCGGAAGUGAUGGGCCUGACGUUCCUCGCCGCAGGCACCAGCAUCCCUGACUUGAUCACCAGCGUGAUCGUCGCGCGAAAAGGAUUCGGCGACAUGGCCGUAUCGAGCUCCGUUGGCAGCAACAUCUUCGACGUGACCGUUGGGCUUCCGGUACCGUGGCUGCUGUACGGCCUGAUCUACGGAAAGCCCGUGGAGGUGAACUCGGUGGGCAUGGUGUGCAGUAUAGCGAUCCUGUUCUGCAUGCUGCUGUUCGUGAUAAUGAGCAUCGCCUGCUUCAAGUGGCGGAUGAACAAGGGCCUCGGGUUCACGAUGUUCCUCCUCUACUUCGUGUUCGUCGCUGUCUCGCUGAUGUUCGAGUACGAGAUUCUGGUCUGUCCAGCCUAGGAUCCAGGGACGAGGAGCACGCGAACGAGAAAGAGGUCCAAACGACAGGACGGUGUAGAUGGACGCACAUUUACGGGUCUCGUCAUCUCGUCAUCAUCAUCGUCGUCGGCGAGUAUAUCGGGCUCGACGAGUUUCGAAUACGUUCCUCCUCGAAUCGAUCGGAGGAGGAGGAAACGCGCGACACGGUCAGCCUUCCCGAGAAUUAGAACUGUCGAAAACCGUUGGCCCGCCAUCCCCCGAUCCCUUGUCCCUCAUAGAACCUCGCCGAAAAUCUCCCACGAUCAUCGAUUCACCGAUGAUCGAAAAACGGCGUCGUCGACCACUGGUUACGGUAUAUAAAAACGAAGCGUUUUUUUUGUUCUAGUCGAAAAAUACGUGUACAUAUUGUAUAAACCUUGAAAUACCUGAAACAAAAUACUCGUCUCGUUAAGAAUUAUCGCGGCGACCGUUGCAUCCUGUUCGAUCAACGGGCCCGCCGGUUUAUCUUAGACGCAGCGAGCGCGUCGGCCGAUCGUGCCAACGAUCGCGCGGAAAAAUCUUUGUAUUUAUCUAGAAGAGAUCUCCCUCCACGAUUCCGCCACUCCUUUUUAUCUCCUCUUCUUCUUACUCUUCUUGUUGUUCUACUUCACCUUCUUCUUCUUCUACUAAAACUACUACUACUACUACUACUGUUACUUCUUCUUCUUCUUCUAUGACUACUGUUUCCUCUACGGUUUCCUCUAGCUCUAGUGUCUCUCGAUGAAGGACAAACCGAUCGUCGAACGCCACUCGUUAGAUCCUCGCGCUCUCCAGACACGAUUAACGCUUGGGGUUCGAUGUUAGGACGCUGGACAGACCUGGGUCACUCUUGACUCGCGAGAAAGUCUCGUUUUCAAAUUCUUUCUUGUUAAACAGUAUUCAUCUCCGUCUACAUUUAUUUAUAUCAUGCGCAUGCCGUGACCAGUAUAUGGAGAAUUUAUGUCCUUGCAAUACGGAGUUUCCUUUAUCGUUCGAGAAGCACUCCUGUCCAAAUUUAUAUUUAUCCCAGUCCUAACUGGAAAUAGCGCGGGUGAAAGGUGACCCAGCCCCUCUGGCGAACAGUUGGACGAUACCUCGAACGUUUUCUCUCGUUUCUUAUCGAACUCUCGCUCGUCGACGUUCACGGGGUCUAACGAGGGUAGAAACGAGUUCCUCGAUAUCUCUCGACUUUGAUCCGCGACUCGCCGAGCGGCGUUAGUCGAACUGCCAAAAUCGUUUCGCGACGGGAACAACGCGUCUCGCCCAACCGUGUAAAAGUAUACUGUAUAUACCCUCGGCUCGUCCCGCGAUUUCUCGGCGAGCCGAUCGCCGAUCGCGAUCGACCCAUAUCUUGGCACGAUCCCAUCCAACCGGCACGAAUCGACGAUGGACGGCCCAGGCCCGACCGCUCGCUGAUUUCUCUCUCUAAAACAGAAAUCUCUUUUCGCCUAUAAAUCGUAGAAUCUAGCGACUUUACUCUGUCGUGCUCGCGAAAUCUGCCUGGACGCGACUCACCAAUCGGCGAUUCGCCUCGCAACGAUCUCCUCGAUCGACUUGCCGCGCUAGUGACGCGUUACUUCGAACGAUUUUAAUUUAAAGAGAUAAUCGAACCACGUCGACUCGCGAAAUUCUCGGAAUAAUCUAUCGCGCUCUGGUCAUUCGAAACACUUUUUCGAAAUGAUCGUCGAUUUCGGGAACAAGAGCGUGCCGAUACAUUUCCAUGCACCGAUUAGAAAUAAAUCAAAACGACGCGGGCAACAAACCGAGCGGAGGCGAACGUAAAUCUCCCUUAACGGAACGGAGAGUUCAAGUGGAAUUCGGUUGGUAUUUUCGAUGAAAUAAAUCCAAGCGUCGCGGCCAUCUCGCUUCGUUUUUCGCAACGGUUAUAUUUAAAUUAUCCGUUCAUUCGGUUUACUCGAUUUUCAAUAUAACCGGAUUAUCGUGUUACGGACGAACGGUGAAUUCUCUGUCAAAAUAAGUCUUUAUUUGCGAAAUGAUUCUUUAAUAUACGAGGCAACCGGUUGUUUGCAGACCCCUUCCGGCCCGCGAAUGAUUACUUUUUAGCGUUCGUUCGGGCACAAAAGCACUCGAGGCCGUGCGUCCGUUUCGUUUAAUGAAAACUAACGAAAGGCAAGCAGAGUUAAUUAUUUCCAAUAAUCGUUCGAAGUAGACGUCGCUCGCGAACGUUGUUCUCGUUCAGCGCUGUCCACGAAUGGUUUCGUCGCCCGUUUCUGCCUUGAAAUUGCAUCGUGUCGCAAACGAAAACGCGGGAAUCGAAAAGCAGUGGACAGCCAACUAAAUUCCGUUCCGCUGGACGUUCCAGAGACGGGUAGAAUUCCAUAGAGGUCUGCUUCCGUUUCAUUUAAAUGUAAUCAUUCGCGUGACUUGCGUUGUCUUUGCUUCGAAAUAUUAUCUUUUGUCCUUUGCGAGGAGUUUUGACGCGAAUAAUUUCGCUCGUCUCUGGACUGUCAACUAAGAAUCGAAGUCGGUUAAGAACGAACCAGUCGAUUGGCAGAGUCCGUCUGCACCCUGUGCUCGGAGCGGACGCGUCGAUUCUGGUUACGAGACACGAAAACGAGGGUCGAACGCGAUCUUUCCACGUUACGUUCGUGAAACGAGCCUCACCGACGCGGGUGCAAAAAUUCUGUCCGUUUUUUGGAUUGCUCGAUACGCCGAAGCAAUAUACCUUGGCGUUUUUAUCGCUGCUAUUAUUCCCUGCUUUCUUACACGUAAAGAAGCGUUCGUGUCGCGAACGCAGUACGCGCGCCUCCGGAUCCGAGCGCGAUCGUUUUUAAACUCGAUUACUCUACUAUUCAGCAAACUAGUCUACGUAAGAGGCAUGCGAAUAAAUCGAACCUUCCUAAACGCGUAGAGAAACUAACGGAACACAUGCUGGAGACGGAACGUCGUACCGACAGCUCUGAUCGUAUAUACUCCUGCGUUGGGCAAUAUCUAAUCCGUGAUUAUGAUUACUCGCGUAAUCAGCAGUCGGAGUUAACGAUUCAUGAAUAAUUUGUAAUCAGUAAUCAGGAUUAACGGCUCAUGAAUAACGAUUAAUGAAUAAUUCGUGAUCAGUAAUCAGGAUCAACGGUUGACAUAUAAUUUGUAAUCGUGGCUAACGAUCGAUGAAUAAUUUACAACGACGGUUAAAAAAUGAUUUCUAGUCGAGAUUAGUAUUCGCGAUGAACUCCGGGGACUGGCGAAUUACGAUUCCGGAAUCUGAAGAAUGUUUCACGUUUACCGAUUAAUCCGACGAUCGAUUACGAUGCCCAACUCUGACCACGUUUGAAUCGAGCACCCGCGACGCUUGCUCCGCACCUCUUGAUGGUAAAUCGCGUUAGGAUCGAGUCGCAGAGCGGCGUUCCGUUUCGAACGAAAGCUAGCGAAACACGAAAGCGUGGGAUCACGGAGCGGGAAUCCAAUUGAACUAUUUCGAGCUAGAAAAGGGAACCGAGGAAGGAGGUCACGCGACCUGGAAUGAGAGAUGGGCAACAUUUCGUUUGAAUAAUAGAUAACGAGUGCAACGAGAGUGGAUAUUGUUUAUUCUGUACUGGUUAUAUAAAAUUUGCGCACGAAACCGUUGUCCAUCUCUGGCUGGAACGCGGUGAUGGUUCCGUGAUCCCUAGCCGAGGCCGAUAAUCACUAAGCUAUUUUUUCGCUACCAUUCUUUGGAGUUUUCGAUGUCACGCUAAACGACACGCUAUGGUGAUACCGCUAGAAACGAUGUUGAAUUAUUAUUACGGAUUAUUAUUACCAUUAUUAUUAUCAUUACUACCAUCGUUGUUACAUGUACACGCGAAGAGAAACAGAGAGUACGAGAGAGCGAACGAGAAGAGCGGGAGAGAAACGUGUACAGGUGCGAAAGUGCGUGUGAGAGAAGCGCGAGACAGAGGCGGCGAAGAGAAAGUUGAACAAAUUUUUAAUUAACGUUAAAACAGAUUCUGUAUUAUAUAUGAAAUGUUUCAAAGUACGUUUUAAACGCGUAGAAUAUAAUAAUAGUUCUAACGUGAUAUCGAUUAAGUCUAAGGUACACACGACGUGGCCGAGGAGAACGUUGAUUCGCUAAAGUAAACUGUUCGACGAGAGGGACUAACUACGACAAACAAAAAAGUAAGCAAAAAAAAAAAGAAAUUAACAAGCAACGUGUCGCGUAAUCCGGAAACCGCCUGAACGCCUAACAGCGGCCUAGCUUUUUACUAAACCAGAAAAAAAUAACCCAAAAAAUAGAACAAAAAAAGAAACAAACACGAAUGAAACGUCACGAGACGCGAGGAGCUGACGCGGAGAAUCGAAACGAAGGAACACGAGGUGAACAAAAGCCAGCCGGGGGAAAUCAACGAGGAGGAAGACAGGAAGAGGGACACGCGUGCUUGAGCCGAUUCGACGACGAGAUUGGUCUUCGCGCGUGCUUCGAACGUUUUACUGCACCUUUCUGUACUCUUGGCCAGUGUGCAAGAAAGGAAGCUCGCGAUUCAGCAGGUUACACACCCUCUCGAGGCAGGGAUGGGUAGAAUUUUGCUCGAGAAAUAGGCGAGAAAGUGUUUGAAUCGGUAACGGAUCGGAAGUAAUUUCACGUAUUACUUUUAAUUGGAAAUCUCGUCCAUCUUCGCUGCGUCCGCUUCAUCUUUUUCUCCAACACCAAUUUCCGUCAUGUUUUUUAUACACCUCUGAUACCGAGUUACACAUUCUCGACGUGUUAUUCUUGCUUUCCUUUUUACCCCGUACAAAAAGGGCCCGAUUCCAGUAAACACAUAAAUAAAUAAGAAUUUUGUUCAUCUCUGGCUUCCGGCGCGUGUGACCUGCGUUUGUCGACAGCGAACACCGUCCUCGAAGACCUGGUAUACCGACCACCAUCGUUGAAAAAAUAUUAUCGUAGAGGGAGAAGAAUCGACGUAACCGAGAAACCAGGAUGCGAUUGGUACAAGGGAUUGAGGAGGAAACGUUGGCAGCAGGAUUUCGAACGUCGAACGUCGCGUCAGAGUGUCAGCCGUUCGCCUUAUCGUCUACCUACACUUCUGCGAGGAAUCUUCCAAGUGUCCUCGGAAGCAAACGACUGGACGUUCGUCGGGAAAUAGGCCCUCGUUUCCCGAUCGAUCGAGCCAGCUUCCUGGAAGACGACGUGCCUGCCGCGAUUACUAUACACGCUUCUGACCGAGAGGCCGUUUUUCUCGGCUGUGCAACCGAUCGAACGCGACCAAUCGAGGGCUACAAGCUACCGAGGUACUCGCACGAAACCAGGAACGUGCAAAAUUUUAUUCGAAUGGACGACCAACUACCAUGUUUUAUUUGUACACGGUGUAGUAUCGCUACGCUUAUUCGAUCGAUGAGUCGCGCAGCUAAAUUUUUAUUCUUUUAUUCGAAUUCGUAUUCCUCGGAUAAGAAUUUUGCCCAGGCCUGGGCGAAACGAGAGACAGCAGAAAUGGAAGCAAGACGGAAGAAGGUUCGACCGACCAUGGAAUUCCGAAUCGAGCUAGUAUAAAAAGCGUAUAGAAGUUUAAUCGAAGAAGGGAGGGGAGAAGAAACCAUUAGCGAGACAUAGCCGAUAGGACCGUAGCGUUUCUUAAUAGUUCUUGUAAAACGAUAACGUGAAAGCAAGUAGCGAAAGAUGCACAAUACGAUCUUCCCGAGGUAUCGAUCACCGAUCAACAUAAACGUUCUAACGAAAAAUUGAAAAAAAGACAAACAAAUACGGCGGCGCCCCUUUUUUGCGAUCUAGUGUUUUUAGCACCACGCCGAGCAAUAGAGAGAGAGAGAGAGAGAGAGAGAGAGAGAGAGAGAGAGAGAGAGAAAGAGCCGAAGAGUGUAUUUGUGUACCUGCGUGCGUGAGAGGGAGAGAUUCUGUAGCCUCGAUUAAACGUUUUCAAUCAAACAUUUGUUACCGUGGCGCGAUGUACCGAUAUCGCGACGACCGAUCAUGCUGCAACUAGAAUCGACUACGACGACCGGGGAAAUCGAUAGAUGUUUUAUUUAUUCGUUCGUACAAAGCUCGUCGAAGAGUUAGAGGUAACGCGCGAAACAAAAGGUUCAACGUCGUGGGUGUUCGAACAUCGUUGGUCGACCCGAAGAUCGGCAGAAUUUUAUUCGAAUAAUAGACGACGAAUAGGGACACCGUAAUCUUCUACGUUCAUUCAAUCGGACGGUUCUUCGAGUAAGCUUCUCUCUGUUCGAUGCGAAAUUUAAUUUAAUUUUAAACUUCAUUUCGUUCAAAAACUAUCCCCGUCUUUGCGCUGAAACAUUCAUCUCGGUAGCGGAAAAGCGAUCCCGCGUCGAACACCGACGACGAACCGAGAAGGACCACUCGAGCUUCGAAGUUUUCUCUCCAGCGAGUUCCUCUCGCGAUCGCCCCUCAAAAGGAAUCGCGGGAGCGGAAAAAUUUAGGUGUUCGUAUGGUUGGGUACGGAGACAAGCGUUGAAGUCGUUCGGAUUCGCGAUCAAAACUCAUUCAAAAUUUCCUCGCCUCGCGUGUUGAUAAUUGACCCAGUUUUCGAGCGUUAUUCGAAGCAGAACCGUACUACGGACGUUUCGACUUCAAAAAUACCGUGAAGUGUACGAGGACGAGAUUAAUGGAGAAAGGUAUAUGUAUCGGAAGGGUGGGUGGAGGAGGGUGGAGGGAUGAACUGGAAAUCGCGUGAUAAGGCGAAGGUCGACCGAGGGAAACGUUCGAGGCUCGAGGUGCUAUCGCGCUCGUAAUUUGUACUUUAUAAUACCUUAGGAUAAACAUCGUUAAAGGGGACACGGAGUUUCGAUCCUGACCAUCGAACUCGAGACAUUAGCGAAACGUACAGGGGUUGGGGGGGGGGGCGGGGGGAGAGAGAGAGGCACGUCGCCGUGGCCGAUUCAACGUUCGCCGGCUCGAGAAUCAUUUUUAUAUAAACGCGCGUUACGUAAGAGCGAUCGUUUGUAAGUCGAACCUCGCGUUGCCGAGAACGUCGAUGCACGUAAAGUACAUGCAAUGUAACCAAAGCGCGAAACGAUGUACGCACGCACGCGUGUCGACAAAGAUGGCGUCGUACUUCGACAUCUUCUAAGUCCUUACGAAGACGGUGUCGAAAGAUCGGUCUUUCUUCGUUCGAGACGCGAAAACGAUCCAUACCUCGCGGACAACUCGUUGCGAGUAAAAAUUUGUAAAAUUCGGACUCGAAAUAAUUGGUCCCCGAGGUAGAGAAAUUCGUUUCGCAUUCGACGUAUUUAUACGUAGACCACUCGCGAAAGUACGAGCAUUUUCGACCGGGACGUUUAAUUGCUGUCGGCACGCGAACGAGUAUGUAGCCAGACGCGCGCCUAGGCUGAUCGAGAGGUUACGUUCGUUCCAGCGGCGAGGAGUAUUGUAUUUCUCGGUUCUUUCGUAUUCGAACGUGAUUUUAUUUAUUUUCCGUUCGCUCGGGGAUAACGCGGAAACGAGAAACGGUGUUAGUUAACUUCUAGUCGAUACAGGGUAGGCCUUUCUCGACGCUGAGUUCGAUUAUUAGGACGUACGAUUAGGUUCGUUCUCGCCGAUUGGAGGACCCGAAGCCUUGAAUUUCGGUCGGGUAGCGUGGAUCGGACGAAUUCGCGCGUGAUAUGUCAAGCAGUUGCGAAACCGGGUUGGUCUGGAUGAAGACGUGAUCCCGCGACGAUAGGAGCCUAAGGGCGUCAGCUUGUCGGGCAAUUUGCCUCUGUGUGUACACAUCGGAACGGGUAAAUUUGUUCUCCCUGUUCUCCAUCCGGUCGAGCGACGCUGUACCGAUUAUCGUCAGUUUCGUCGAUCGACGAAGAACCUGAGCGGACACUGCGAACGGGACGCACAUACAAGCUGAGCCAGAGAUGGGUUAAAACUGUAUUUGUUUAAUAAUAUUAACGUGACAAGCUCCUAAGGUUUCAAAACAUUCCUAAAUGAAUCGUUGGUACGUAGAAAUGUUUCGGUACUUGGAGAUGUUCCUCGGUUCUUGUACGUUCCAGAUGAAAUAUAAUUCGUUUCGUCUACAAAGUUUCGUUUUCCUGUUAUCCAGGAAUCGUUUGUUCGGAUGAGAGUUUGGCCCAUCUCUGGGAGGACGGUGGCGCUUAUGCGUGUUGUACGCGUGAAUGGGAAGCGAAACGGAGCAGAAGAGGCGAAGAGGAGAAGACAAAUUCCGCUUAAAAGCUUAAAACGUAAUUAUUCUAUUGGCAAACGACAAGGCGCGAACGCACAUAUCAAAGAGGAAGAGACGUUGACGAUUAAUAAGAUGUAAAACUGAUCACUUAGCGGUAUUAAUAGAGGUAUACUUAUAAAAUCGUAAGAUAUUUAGGUGGGGGAAAGAGAAAAAGAGAUACAAAAAGCGUUACAGAGUUUCUAUAUGAUUAAAGAUUAUUAUAUUAUAAUGCGUAUUAAACGAAUAAAUAAAUUAUAUAUAUAUAUACUGUUUUCGGGGUCGUGAUCCGGGCCUGUCGAGCGAAAAUGUUCGAUCGCGUGCAGAUCGAUUGUUGUUGGACGCGGGCGCGCACACACAGACGUACGCACACGCACUACUGUAUACUAUAUAGGGACGUGUGUGUGCGCGUCGCGCGGAGAUUGCACGCGUGAAAGAUAGUGGCCAGGUAAUUAUCGAUCUUCGGCGUAUGCCAUGUCUCUUGUGAUUAGUUACAUACACACAAUACACACACAACACACAAAGCCACUUAUGUACACAUACGUAUAUACGUGCGAUCUCGUUUGUUCCGAUUCUUUUUUCACGUAUAUAUAUAUAUAAACACAAACACCUACACACACACACACACACACACACACACAUAUACAUACAUGCAUACAUACAUACAUAUAUAUAUAUUUUAUGAUUGUCAUUGUUGAAUUCGUCGCAUUACAUAGGGUUUUACCCCCGUCCAUCGCCGCAGUAGUAGACGUAUUGGAAUACGACCGUAGUUGAGAGAUCCGGAUUUUACGAGGUAAACAGAGAAGAAAAUGAAAAAACCUAGGUUACCGCUGAACCCUAGCUGGGUACACGGAUAAAAUGAUAAAUCUUAUAAAUAAUACAACCAUUAUACAUAUAUAUACAUAUACAUACUUAUAUUACAUACAAGCGCAUAUAAAUAUGUAAAGGUUCUAACGUUGUAUACGUUCGGGGUGAGAGAAUCCGCGGAUAGGAUGAUUUUAUUACGGUAACGCUUUCUUUCGCUCGUGCGUGCGAAUAUAUGUCGUUGUUGGUCCAUUUUUCGCCCUUUCAGGCCCCUCGCCAGCGAAUACAAUUCAAAACGAAUCGAACACACGAGAGCGAAACAUCCGCGAAGAUUCAUUCGUUAAUUAACCCUUUGCAGACCGGACAUUUUGGAGCACGAACGUUAGGGAAACGCAGGUGAACGACGCGUAUUCGAAAAUUACUCUGUUCGCUGUGCACGCUUUAUUUCGAUUCGACGUAUCGUUACAUACGUAUCGGGGAAACCAAUUUCGAUUAAUUCACGGCGAUUCGUAGACAAUUUCCCGAUGUAUGUCCAAAAAGGUGAAAGUAUGUCGUCUGGUAUAUCCAGCCGCCGUCUGCAAAGGGUGUAAUCGUUACGCGCGAGUCUUCUUCUCGCGUAAUAAAAAUUUAUUCGUAGUUAUUAUGCCCGGAACGCCGUUGAGGAGGUAGCGAACCCCUUAGAAUUUUAAAUUCCUUCCUUUAAUCUUACAUUCUUGGAUCAAAUUUACAUAGUUCGUUAUUUCUACUCGAUAUUUGCAACUUGAUGUCUAGUAGUCGCGCGUGGAGCGUUCUCUGUUGAAGUCGAGGCAGGUCUCGUUCCUUCGGGAGUAAUCACAGGUAGAAACAGAAUGCCUUUGACUUCGGGUACGAACUCUCUAUGCGUUUUUUUUCUUCGGAUAUUUAAACAGACCAGAGCGCAACGCAAAACGGAAAACUUGUUUGCUAUCGUAAUAUGUAAGAGGACAAAAAUGGCGAAAUAGGGGUAUGGCGGCAACGAAAGGGUUAAACACGGACGCGCAACGACCGAAUUCUGUUUCUCGCGGAUAUUUAGGGUACAUGCGAAUUAGACGAAACCCGCAUAGCACGUACAUAUACAUAUAUACAUAAAUGAUAAAUAUUAUGAAUUUUACUACGGAUUGCAGCGUGCGCGUGCAAUUUGCUCGAGAAACAACGAGAGGUCUCGACAAGCGUUCGAUUUGACGAUUUUUGUGAUACCCGUCGAUUAACGUUUAAACGGCAAAUCGAUCUUCUCGAUGGACGACCACGCUUUUUCGUUUUUUUUUUUUUUCGUCUCAGAAUAUCACGAAUAGAUGAGGAAUAAAAUAAAAAAAGAGAAAAAAAACAAAUUUCGUACUUUGGGCGUCGGGUUUAGAGCCGCGAUCCUCGAAGCCAAGUGGGGUGGGGCGGCGGGGCGGGGGGGGGGUGUAAGGGGCAAAAGACAAAAAUAUGCUGCACCAACGACCACGUGUUAUUUACACUUCACGCAGGAUGAUUUUUGGGCUUAUACCUAGAGGAAAAAAGUAAAAAAUAAAAAAAAAAAUAAAAUAAAUAAAUCGCUGAUCGCGUGGGCGAGUCAUGCGCCGACGAGGAUUCCGAGCGCGAUGAAACAAAAAGGAGCGUAGUGGAAAAUCUCGCUGAUAAAAAGAAAAAAAAACGAAAAAAUGAAAAUGUAACAGGCUGAUGUUAAAUGAAAACGUUGCCACGGUGGGUCCUGGUAUCGAACGAGCGACAGGGAUCGACGAUUGGUCCACGGCCGAUCGUUCUUCCGCGAUCGAUGAUACACAUAUAUCGAGGAUGCGUACGCGAAAACGUGCCCGGCGAUUUACUCGAGUCGUGCCCCUUUCGAUGCGAAAGUGCUUCGAAAGCGUUUGUAAACCCAGCCCGAUACGAAAUCGAUGACAAUCGAUCGGAUAUCUCCAUGUUCGUUCGAUGUACCGACGCCACCGCGGCCAACAACCGCGUGCAAUAAAACAGAAUAUAUAUAUUACAAUAUUAAUAUCAUUAUAUACAACAUUUUUACGGCAUAUACGAAUACGACGUAGAGAAAAAAAAAAAAAUGCAGGUGAAACAAGUUUAGGAUUAAUAUUACUUGUUGUUGUCUACCAUAGCGUUGUAGUUAUAUACAAUACAGGUAGAACAUUAACUAUAGGCAAGCUGAAGCGUGCGUGAGGGAGAGAGCGAGAGAAAGAGAGAAAGAGAGAACGCGCGAGAUACGGUGAGCGAGUGUGCGUGCGUGUGUGUGUGUGUAUAUGUGUGUGCGAGAUAGAGAAGAAAGUCAGCGCACUUGUCGAGCGUACAUGUUACUAUUACGUAAUAGCGAAUAUAUAUAUAUUCACAUACAUAUGUACUGUACAUAUACCUAUGUGUAUAUAUAUACAUACUCGAAGAAGCUAGUUAACUUGAAGCAACCCAACAAACAACAGAAAACAAAAAAAUCAAUGAUUACCAAUUAUAUACAGAAAAAUCUAUACAUAUAAACAUUAAAGAAAAAAAAAAUGGAAAAAAAAAAACGUGUGCCUAUGUGCGCACGUGCGUAUGCGCGCGUACGUGCGGACACACUUCGACAACUCCCUGAAUUCAAACCCCUGUUCCCCUACCGCGCUCCCACCAUCGCUACGCCAUCAACCUUUCCCAGCCUGCCCCCCACCCCCACCCCCCACUCCUUCUAUAACCUCCCCGCUCCUAACCGUUCAAUCUGUUCCCCUACUCCGCUUUGCCUCUCUGGCUCUCCCUCUCUCCCUACAUUCUUCACACGCACUUGCGCACAUAUCCAUGACGCAUUACCGUAGCCGUGUUGUGUAGGGAAUGUCUUUAACGAAUAAGAUACGAUUUCUCAUGUUACAUGUUAUACGAUGAAAAACGCAGCAAAAGUAACUUUAAACAAACGUAAACAAAACAAACCAAAAAAAAGAAAAAAAAAUAACAAAAAUAAUAAGUAAACGAAAACGAAGAAUAACGAGACAAACAAAAAUCUCUUCUCUGGUCAGUUGCAGGAUCGCUCGAACGUCGUCGAAUCGAUAUUCGUCGUUUGUGUGAGAGACGAUGAAAACGAAGGAAGAAAAGAAAAAAAAAAAGAAAAAGAAA